AUGUCUGCCAACAACACUCCAGGUUUUCAGAUAGAGUGGAUUGGCCCAAUUCAUGAUACAGGGUUGGCGGCCUAUUUCUUUCAACAGCCCAUGGAUCAAGUGAUUGUGUCUGGUCAAUCAGUGACAUUGGCAUGCGUGAUCAUGGGCUACCAUGGCAUGGUUCAGUGGACCAAGGACGGACUGGCCUUAGGAGGAGAGAGAGACUUACCUGGCUGGUCCCGCUAUUCUAUUGUAGGAGACGCCUCUGCUGGUCAGCACAACUUGCGCAUUGACUAUGCUGAACUAGACGACGAUGCUGUUUACGAGUGCCAAGCCACACAAGCUGCACUGCGCUCCCAACGAGCCAAACUUACUGUGCUUAUUCCCCCCAACGACCCUGAGAUCCACAAUGGUCCCAUCGUCCAUGUCAUAUCCAACAUUCCCUACAACCUUUCAUGCCGCGCAGCUGGAGCCAAGCCAGCAGCUGAAAUCACCUGGUAUCGCGAUGGGCAGAGGCAAGAGUCAGCCAUUUACUCCAAGUCCCUGAUGGAUGAUGGUAGGCGGGAAGUGGCUGUCAGCACCCUCCUCUUAAUCCCAAGCAGCCGAGAUGUGGGCAGCUCCUUCACCUGUCGCGUCAGCAACCCUGCAGCCCCUGCUGGCAAGCAGACCUCAGUCACCCUUAAUGUGCAAUAUCCACCAGUUGUAAUCUUGUCGGUACAGCCACAAACUGUGCCUGAGGGUGGCAAAGUCAAUUUUCUGUGCACCGCAACCUCCAAUCCCGAAGUGACAGGUUACCGGUGGGCUAAAGGAGGUGUCCCCAUCCCAGAUGCCAACAGUGACAGCUAUGAGGCCACGGUCGACCAGUCGUUCUUCACAGAGCCUGUGUCGUGUGAGGUGUCCAACGCUGUAGGCAGCACCAAUGUUAGCACUCUGGUGGACGUCCAUUUUGGACCUCACCUUGUCUCCCAGCCCAAGCCCCUGACAGUUGACAUUGGCUCAGAUGCCUCUUUUACCUGCACCUGGACGGGGAACCCGCCUCUUACCUUGGCCUGGACAAAGAAAGGAUCCAGUGUGGUGCUGAGUAACGGCAACACGCUGCAUCUCAAGGCAGUGACGCAGGAGGACGCCGGCAUUUACGUGUGCAAAGCCAUCGUGCCCCGCAUUGGAGUGGCUGAGAAAGAGGUGGCCCUGGCUGUGAAUGGUCCACCCAUUAUCAGCGCUGAACCAAGCCAGCAGACAGCAGUGGGGGCCAAGGCCCGGCUGGAGUGCUUGGUGGAAAGCGUCCCACGCCCCGACAGGAUCAACAAGAUGAGGGGCCAAUGCCGAGAAGGUCCUGUCACUAGUGUCAGCAGUGAUUCAGAUCUUCACAUCAUACCAGCCAAAGAACCGGCAUGGGCAUGGGGCGAACGGAUGCUGGAUGCUGGCUCACUGGAUCGUUUCACAGUGGACACCGUAGUGACCGAGCAAGGGGUGCUCUCAGCUCUGCUGAUCGACCCAACCCACGAUGACGACUUUGCGCUUCCUUACAACUGCACGGCCUGGAACCGCUUUGGCGCACGCUCUGUUGCAGUCAGCUUACGUCGCCAAGGUGCGUCUCCUCCUUUUGCUGGACAAAGUUUGGGCAUGGCUGCCUGGGCUCAGUAGCUUGCUGUAGCUAAUUGGCUGGGUUUGUGCAACAUACAAUCAGUCUUCAUGGCACAGAGCUGGGUAAUUUGCAGGACUGCCUAUCUCCAAUCAAUUCUGCCUGUCCCACAAGAUCCAGAAGGAGGGGCAUGCUCCAAGGUCCCUCUGUAGAGCAUGACAUCUGAUGGGACCCAGGAAGCGUGCCUUCUUCAUUGCAGUUCCUGCUGCGUGGAACAGCAUUCCUCCUGAGGUUCAGAUGGUCCCAACUCUCUGGCCUUUUGCAAGGCCGUGAAAACCCGGCUCUUCCCCCAGGCAGUGAGCCAGGAUGUUAUAGAUGAGCCCCGUCUGAAAGGAUUAAGAUUGUGUUUGGCCUCAGAUGUAUUUUGGUACUUAUUGUUGUUUUUAUUGGGGGUUAUUGGUU
Messenger RNA from Python bivittatus (Burmese python), 2023 nucleotides. NCBI's taxonomy places the organism in Eukaryota, Metazoa, Chordata, Lepidosauria, Squamata, Pythonidae. The record is from RefSeq and is a predicted model, not a curated record.